Messenger RNA from Colletotrichum karsti, 1410 nucleotides. Its product is annotated as neutral amino acid permease. Gene Ontology annotation, biological process: amino acid transmembrane transport. NCBI's taxonomy places the organism in Eukaryota, Fungi, Ascomycota, Sordariomycetes, Glomerellales, Glomerellaceae. Gene Ontology annotation, cellular component: vacuolar membrane. The transcript has 3 exons. Gene Ontology annotation, molecular function: amino acid transmembrane transporter activity. Bases 1 to 1410 code for a protein of 469 amino acids. The record is from RefSeq and is a predicted model, not a curated record.
AUGUCGCAAACAACGUCUGAAAAGACCGAUACCAUCACGCCGGCUCCAGCCCGCAGCAGUGAGAGCAUCGAUGCCGGCAAACUGGAGAACACCGAGGAUGCCUACGAGGUUUUCAAGAGGGGCGAAGGGACGGUUGAUUUCCGUACCGUCGGUUGGAUUCACGCCUCAGUUAUUUUCCUAAAGGUCAUUUUUGCAACAGGCGUGCUUACAAUUCCGUCCGCAAUGUUCGUUCUCGGAGCGCUUCCAGGUGCCAUCAACGUUCUGGGCUGGCAGUUUCUGAACACUUAUUGUGCCAUAAUCCAAGGCAACUUCCGCAACGCCCACGCCGGUUGCCAUUCCAUUGCUGACAUGGCCAACGUCGUUGGUGGCACCUGGCUGAAGGAGGUCGUGGGGGUCUUGUUCCUCGUUACCUACGCCAUUGUCGGCGCCUCGGGGAUCUUUGGUACAUCGGUCGCCUUCAAUGCGCUCUCCAACCACGCUAUUUGCACGAACUCAUACAUGUUGGUUGCGACCGCCUGCGUUUUCAUUCUUGCAAGUGCUCGCAAGUUUGAAAAGAUCGCCUGGUUGACUUGGGCUGGCUUUAUCUCCGUCUAUGUCGCUGUAUUCAUUGUCGUUGUUGGAGUGACGCAAGUCGAUCGGCCUGCCGCUGCCCCCAAGACGGGUGACUUCGACCUCGGAUACCACGUCAUCGGAAACCCGAACUUUGUCACCGGUAUCACUUCUGUUGCUACCAUCUUUUGCUCCGGUGCGGGAACAUCAGCUUUUCUUCCAGUUAUCUCCGAGAUGAAGAAGCCCAGAGACUACAACAAGGCCGUCUACUUAUGCAUGGGAAUUGUCACCGCCUCCUACCUUACCUUUUCGCUUGUCGUCUACCGCUACUGCGGUCAAUGGGUUGCCUCCCCAUCUCUUGGAAGCGCUGGUGACACCAUCAAGAAGGUAUCCUACGGUAUCGGUUUGAUUGGUCUUAUGGUCAGCGCUUGCCUCUACAUUCACGUUGCUGCCAAAUAUCUCUUCGUUCGCCUUCUCCGCGACUCGGUCCACCUUCAGAAGAAUUCGGUUGUCCAUUGGUCGGUCUGGCUUGCUUGUACCCUUGGCAUGUCAGUUGUCUCGUACCUUUUGGCGUCCGGCAUCCCUAUCUUCAACUAUCUCCUCGCCUUGGCCGGAAGUUUGACAUUCGCGCCGUUGGCUCUCGGCCUCCCAGGCUAUCUUUGGGUUUAUGAUCACCAGCACUACCGCCAAGGAAGCUGGUGGAAGGUUAUGGUCUACUGGCUCAACUGGCUCAUGAUUCUUUUGGCUGUGUUCUUGACCAUUGGUGGUACAUAUGGCGUCGUCCAAAACAUCAUUGACGCCUACGCUAAUGGUUUAAUCGGAGGAGCGUUUUCUUGCGAGGACAACAGUGGCUCUUCAUGA